This is a messenger RNA of Boeremia exigua, 635 nucleotides long. RefSeq names its product replication factor A protein 3. Gene Ontology annotation, biological process: mismatch repair; base-excision repair; DNA replication. The transcript is spliced from 3 exons. Lineage: Eukaryota; Fungi; Ascomycota; Dothideomycetes; Pleosporales; Didymellaceae. The coding region runs from base 80 to 403 and encodes 107 amino acids. The record is from RefSeq and is a predicted model, not a curated record. Gene Ontology annotation, cellular component: DNA replication factor A complex; nucleus; site of double-strand break. Gene Ontology annotation, molecular function: damaged DNA binding; single-stranded DNA binding.
ACCUCCAAACAAACUUCCACCCACUCGCACACGAAACCCCCUCCAAUAUCCAUCCUCUUUACAAACCACACACACCAGAAUGGAUGCCCCCCAAACCCCGCGCGUGCUGCAACCGCACCUCGCGCAAUUCCAGCACCGCAUCGUGCGCGUGCUGGGCAAGGUCGUGCAGCUGCGUGGCGAGACGGCGGUGAUUGACGCGGGGGGGAAUAUCGAUGUUUUGUUGAACCGGGACGCGCACCUCACGCUCAACAACGCCGUCGAAAUCAUCGGUAAAGUCGACGCCAACCUCGCCAUCAAAGUGCAAGCCGCCACGGAUUUUGGGAGUGGUGUUGAUUUCAACGCGGCGAAUGCGGUGGUCGAGGCGACGCAUAGGCACAAGGCGAUUUUCUACGAUGAGGUGUAGGGGGUGUCAUAAGCGGGAGAAGGGGGUUGAGAAGGUGGUUGAGACGGGCUGUGCGGGAGCCGUGGAUGCAGGAUGAGAUUGAUGGUAUCCUAUGGGUGAGAAUGUGGCGGGAUAGGAUGGGACGACAUGACAUGCCAUGGGAUGAACAGGAGAGCUGGCAGGACGGACCAUGAGGCCCAGAAACAUCAAAGCAGUGCAACAAAACGCCAUGAAAUUUGAAGAUUUUCCAGAU